Molecule: messenger RNA, 873 nt
Organism: Brettanomyces nanus
Lineage: Eukaryota; Fungi; Ascomycota; Pichiomycetes; Pichiales; Pichiaceae
Exons: 1
Coding region: 1-873 (290 amino acids)
Source: RefSeq, a predicted model, not a curated record
AUGAGCAAAAAGAAUCUGAAAGACAGGCCAAACAAGGCUUUGAGUCAGAUUCAAAGGGGAGAGCCGUCCAAGAAAGUUAGUGAUUAUGCACGGGACUGCGAAUCGGAAGCCACUCAGGAUCAAAUAAUCGAAAGUCCCGAAAGUGAGUUCGAAGACAUUUCGUAUGGCAGCCCAACCAAUUCUCAGAACAGAUGCAAACCUUCUUCGGCUACUGUUGCCAUGGAUCCUCGGCAGAGAGUGAUCUACAAUGCCAUUGUAAACACUUUGCGGAAAGAUCUUCAACCGCAGUUGAAUCAACUGGCAAAUGAUUCCGCCAAAUACCAUACUCUAAAAUCAAUAUAUCAUCUUCCAAGCAUCACUGACUUAAAAAAAGAGCUUUCAAAAGGCUUAGAGGCUAGGUCUAAAGUGGAUCUCGAAUUUGACGAAACCAGGCUCAUGAGGAUGAUCAGCAACGAAUCCCUUAAACAACGGGGACAGCCACCCGUUAAGCGACUCAAACAGAGAAAGCAUCCCCAUUUUCCCGAAGUUCAAGAACAGAUAAGGACCAACUUCAACUCUAAUAGAGCCCUCGAUCCAAUUGAGGAAGUUCUAGAAAUGAAUACCAAAACGGACAAUCUUUAUAAGGAAUUCAUUUCGUAUCGGAAAGGUUACCAUCGCUCCAAAGACUCUAGAACUCUAACUGAAAUUGAAACUGAAGAGUUGAAGUCCAUUGCAUAUAGAAUAGAAGCUGAGAAGUUCCCUGACCUGGGUAGAAUUGGAAAAAUCGCUCAGAAGUUUGAUCUCCAUCAGGGAGAGCCUCAGUUACGAUAUUUUUCGAAUAAGGAACUAACAGUUGAGAUAACUACUAAGCUUAAAGAGCGCCGGUUAAAGUAG